Messenger RNA from Phasianus colchicus (ring-necked pheasant), 4219 nucleotides. It is a transcript of the gene SCARA3, whose product is annotated as scavenger receptor class A member 3. The record is from RefSeq and is a predicted model, not a curated record. NCBI's taxonomy places the organism in Eukaryota, Metazoa, Chordata, Aves, Galliformes, Phasianidae.
CCGUGGGACAUUUGGUAGUCAUUAGGGCCGGAGGGAAGGAGGCAGGCGCGGGAGCAGCCUUUCUUCUCCAGCUCAUAUCCCGGCGCCUCACGCUUGGGUGGACGGCAGCCAAGCGCGGCUGCGCUCCCCGCACCCCAUCCCGCAGAGGCCAUGGGUGAGCGACUGGUCCUGGGGGUGCCCCCCAGCCAAUGGGGUUGCUUCUGAAGGAUCCCAAAGGCUUUUGAUCGGGACAAGGAAGGGCAGCAGGGUGCCCCGGCCAUGCUCGGCAGCACAGCAGGAGGGGACGUGAAGGGACGGCUGCGGGAAUCGGGGCGGUGAGGCCCCCACUGCGUCCCUGCUCUCAUCCGGGCUGUUCGGGGCAAUGAGAGAGGACCUGGUGGGAGGAGAGGAGGAGGAGAUGCCAUCCUUCUGCUACCGACCAAACGGCAGGGCACGGGGUGGCUGCAGCCAGUGCCAGAAGAACCUGUCCCUGCAGACGGCUGUCAAAGUCCUCUAUGUCUUCUCCGUGCUGCUCAUCGUGGCCGUGACCGUGCUGGCUGCCCUGGUCUUCAAGAAAGUCAACUCCAUCUCUGGAGACAUCAGCUCGGCCCAGAUGUACUAUGAGGAGAAGAUCUUGUCCAUCCAGGAGGACCUCCAGGAGCUGGAUGAGAAGAGCUCAGGCAACUGCUCCCUCUGCCUGGAGACAGGGCAGCUGGGCCAGGAGCUUGGCAAGCUGCAAGAUGAGCUGGAGGAGAUCCAGAAGAUGCUCUUGGUUCAGGAGGUCCUCCUCGACCGCACCUCCCGCACCCAUGACGCACUCUCAUCUAGCAGCAACGAGAUCAGCAGCGAGGUGGCCGACUGCUCCUCCUCCACCCGACGGCUGAACGAGAGCGUGGGGCAACUGGUGGCCCAGCUGGGGGGCUGGCGGGCCAUCACCUCCCAGCUUGAUGGCUCACUCAAGGGCUUGGAACAGGAGUGCUUUGACGUGCGUGCCGCCAUGCAGCAGCUCAACUUCACCUUGGGGCAAACCUCUGACUGGAUCCAACUCAUCCAGAGGAAGACGGACGAGGAGACGUUGACGCUGCAGAAGAUGGUCACCGAGUGGCAGAACUACACACGGCUCUUUGCAGGACUGCGGGCCACCUCCACCGAGACGAGUGAGCUGGUCAGGAGCAUCCAGGCUGGUGUGGGUGCUGCAGCCCGGCAGGUGGGCCAGAACGCCGAGGGCAUGCACGACCUGGUGCUGCAGGUGAUGGGGCUGCAGCUGCAGCUGGACAACAUCUCCUCCUUCCUGGAUGACCACGAGGAGAACAUGAACGACCUGCGCUACCACGCCAAGUACGCGCAGAACCGCACGGCUGAACGCUUCGAGACGCUGGAAGGUCGCAUGGCCUCGCAUGAGAUUGAGAUUGGUACCAUCUUCACCAACAUCAAUGCCACCGACAGCCACGUGCACAGCAUGCUGCGCUACCUGGAUGACGUGCGUCUCUCCUGCACCUUGGGUUUCCAUGCCCACGCUGAGGAGCUCUACUACCUGAACAAAUCCCUCAGCCUGGUCCAGGGUUCCACGGACCUUCUGCGGGAGCGCUUUGGCUUGCUCAGCGCCCGGCUUGACUUCGACAUCCGCAACCUGUCCAUGGUGAUGGAGGAGAUGAAGGUGGUGGAUGUCCGGCAUGGACAGAUGCUGAAGAACAUCACCAUCUUACGAGGUGUGCCAGGCCUUCCAGGUCCCCGUGGCCUCAAGGGUGAUGUUGGCAUCAAGGGUCCCGCAGGAAGCAAAGGAGAGAAGGGCGACGUGGGCAGCCUGGGCUUGCCAGGCCCCCCUGGCUCCCCCGGACCUCCUGGUCCCCCCGGUCCCCAGGGGGAAAGGGGUCCAAUGGGUGCAAAGGGUUUUCCCGGCCUCAAGGGCGCUAAAGGCAGCUUUGGGCAGUCUGGCUCCAGGGGAGAGAUGGGACCCAAGGGAGAUGUGGGUCCCCCAGGACCAGAGGGGGGGCCAGGACCAACAGGACCUCCUGGUCCUCAAGGAAAAUUGGGGCUCCCUGGGAACCCUGGAGCUGUGGGACAGAUUGGCCCCACAGGUCCCAAAGGAGACCCUGGACUGAGAGGCCCCCCAGGACCGCCAGGUCCCCCCGGUCCUCCUGGCCCAUGAUGCAGACUUGGAGCCAUGCUAAUGGCACUGGGAUGGAGAAACCCCUCCCAGCGCUGAGAGCAUCCCCUGCUCCCACUGCCAGCCCUUGGGGACAGGGCAGGAAGGACCCUAGGAGGUCCAGAUCCCCCCAGCAUAAUGCUUUUUGGGGUGCACGGGGCUGGUCCCUGGCUCUUGAGUGGGCUGCAGAGUCCUGGGGCAUGGGGUCCCCGCAGGACGAGGACCUGUAUGGGCUGGGGCACAGCUGGUUUGUGCCCUACUUUCAGCCACCUUCACCCCUCCUUUCCUGGCUGCACCAGCAAUGUAAUACUGGCACAAUAAAUCUGUAUGGGGACAAGUGGUUCCUGCCUUUGGCAUAUUGGGAUGGGGGGCCCAGGAGGGCUGGGGAGGAGCCCAGAUCCAAACUGGGGGCAUUAGCAUGGUACAGAUGGUGGAGUGAGAUGGGAGUAUCUCACAGAGCUAUCCCCAAGCAAGGGACAUAGGCUCAUGCAGACGUGCACAUACACUUGCGUGCUGGGCAAGGUAGGGGUCUCUAAUGGAGAAUCCCUCCUGGCCCCAAAGCAGGGCCCCUGGAAGCUAUCCCCAUGUCCCAGGUUGGCGGGCAGGGUGUGGGUUGUUUUUCCCUGGCGGAGGGCAGGGAGAGGGCAGCUGGAGGCCCCAGGUACCCGAGCUGGGGCCUUGGUGCCAAGAGCAACAAUGGAGCUGGGGAAAACAGCCGGCCCCGCGCCCAGCCCCACCUUGGGCUCUCCCCAGCUUUGCUGUGGGGGUGCAGCCAUGCCCCCAGAAUGCACACACCUGCACACACAGCUCUGCUUCACUGCCUGCUCCUGGGAGAAACAGGUCUUCGCCAACAGCAACUCUGAUUUUGUUUUCCAGAGGUUUGUUCAGGCCACAGCUCUUCCUGUCCCUGUGCCCACCCCUGUUCCCAUUCUAUCCCCAUUCCUGUUCCAUCUCAUUCCAUCUCUGUUCCCAUUCCUGUUCCUGUUUCCAUCUCAACCUCCAUCCCACCCCCUUCCCAUCCCUGUUCCCAAUACCACACCUAUCUCCAUUCCCAUCCUCAUCCCUCCCUCCAUCCCAUAUCAUCCCAUCCCAUCCCAGUUUCCUAUUCCCAUUCCACCCUCAUCCUCAUUCCUGAUCUCAUCCCCACUUCCAUGCCAGACCAUUACUAUUACUGUUCCCAUCCGCACUCUAUCCCCACCCCUGCCACCCUACAUAGCCCACAGCUUGGGGAGCUCCAUACCCUCCUCAUCAGCCCUGCCUGGGGUGCAGGUCCCAGCCCACAGGGCCGUUUAUUGCUGUUGGCACAGCAGCUUCCUGUUUUCAUCUCAGAAUUAGCAGCUGCAGAGCUACAGAGCUGCGAUGCUGUUGGGUAGCACAGGCAACCCAAAAUCUUUUGGAAAAAGCUUCUUCCCACCUGAAUAUCCCAAACACAGACAACAAACGUUCCUGACCACCCCCGUGCCUCAGUUUCCCCAUCUGGGCAUCACCCUGACACAGAGGACAGUCACACACAGCCCACAGGCAGUGAUGCCCACGGGGACGCUGCCCAACCCUAAACUCCCAAGGACACCAGAGCCAUUGGCAGGCACUGGUGCCAAGCACAACAGUUGGCAGCUGCAGCACUGCUGGUGAGCCCUGGCCAACACCCCCAUCCUGUGAAUGACUCCAUUGAUGGCAGCAGCAGGGCGGCUGCUCAGGGAAGGGUGGGGGACAAACACCCACGUCCCCCCCAGCUCCUCACACUCUGCCCGGCCCCGUUAUUCAUUGGAACUUGUAGCAGGGUGUGGGUGGUUUUUUUUUUCCCCCUCCUGUAUUAAGUCCAUUUGGAUUAACUGUAAUUCUCUGGUUAACAUUUCAGUUACAGUAACAAUAAACUCCUCUCUGUGUGGGUCCAAGGGCUCUUCCCUUCUGCUCUUCCCAUCAAACCCAGCCCCGCGCUGGGACACGUCCUGGAGAGACACACGGCUGGAGGAUGCUCCUGCCCUACCCAGGCUGAAAGGCACCCAAAGACACAUCCCAAAACCAUGCCCUGGGACUCCACCGACCUUCUCACAGCCCUAUAACACACAGCUCAGGCACUUUUCCAAAGCGUGG